AUGAAAUACUCAAAAAUUUCAAAUGAAACACGAAUUGCUUUCAUCGAAAAAGUAAAUUAAGGAGCUUGUACAAUAAGACAAGCAGCUAAAUAAUUUGGAAUCAAAUUCUCCACUGGGAAAGCAAUCCUCUCUCUUUUUAAGCAUGAAGGCAGGGUCGGAAAAAAAGAGAAGAGGACUCGAAAAUUAAAACAAUAAAAAGAAGAAUUAAUAUAAUAGAAUUGUAAUAAUCCAAAGGAAAUACCUAUUGUGAAAACUAAAUAAAUUUAAGAGUUUUAAACUCUUCAAAAUAACGAAUCAUAUAAUAAUUCUUAUUAUACUUAGUACUCCAACUAUCAAAACUGGUAUUAAACAUAAGCCUGGUUAUAAUACAUGAACCUAAUGAACUAUUAUAAUUAUGGAAAAAUAUUUUGA
Messenger RNA from Paramecium octaurelia, 411 nucleotides. The record is from the annotation of a GenBank genome assembly. Lineage: Eukaryota; Ciliophora; Oligohymenophorea; Peniculida; Parameciidae.